Molecule: messenger RNA, 3094 nt
Organism: Salvelinus fontinalis (brook trout)
Lineage: Eukaryota; Metazoa; Chordata; Actinopteri; Salmoniformes; Salmonidae
Product: breast cancer metastasis-suppressor 1-like protein-A
Exons: 11
Coding region: 590-1618 (342 amino acids)
Biological process (GO): negative regulation of transcription by RNA polymerase II
Cellular component (GO): Sin3-type complex
Molecular function (GO): histone deacetylase binding
Source: RefSeq, a predicted model, not a curated record
UUUGUAUGGUCUACCGAGAUGGUGCGCUGCUUUGUAAAACCCUGGGGAAUGUAGUUUAAGUUCUAACCCUUUUGUACAAUUAUUACACGGUGAAAUUGUUGUAAAACAACUACAAUUUCCUGGCAUCGAAAUGUACGUAAAUUACGCGCCAUUGAACCACUGCGAUUUAUCGUUUGUUUUUAGCUUGGACGCUUGCUUGCUGGCUAGCUAGCUAACGUUAGCUAGCUUUCCAUCAAUGCUUACCGCUUAUUCAAUCGGACAUACAACGAGAUUAUUUAUCUUUCUGUUUUUUAAGUUUACUAUUGCUAAAAAAAAUUAUAUGAAUCUUACCGACAUAUUCAUGUCAUCCGAUGAAAUGUGUAGUUUUCGAAAGAUUGCUUCACUUGCUAGCUAGCAAGCGAGCUAUCUUAAUUUCCGGUGUUUUUUGUUGUUGUUUUAUUCGCUAACUAACGUUAACUUUACAACGAUUUUGGAAGCUAUUUCUAAAGUAGAUAUCUAUAUAUUUUUUUUGUUGGAAGUACAACAUACAAUUACUCUGUUAGUAGUUGAAGGUAAAAUCCAAGGAAGUUUAAAAUCCAAGGAAGUCAACAUGCCGGUACAUUCUCGAGAAAAGAAAGAAAGUAACCACGAGGAGAUGGAAGUCGACUAUCCCGAACAAGAUGGGAGCAGUUCAGACGAGGAUGACACUGAAAGCUCGUCCGUGUCAGAGGAUGGGGACAGCUCGGAGAUGGAUGAUGAGGACUGUGAAAGGAGAAGGGUGGCGUGCCUUGAUGAAAUGACAAAUCUGGAGAAACAAUUUGGAGACCUGAAAGACCAGUUGUACAAGGAGAGGUUGAGUCAGGUGGAUGCCAAACUCCAGGAGGUGAUUGCAGGCAAGGCUUCGGAGUACCUGGACCCCCUGGCAAGUCUGCAGGAGAACAUGCAGAUCAGAACAAAGGUUGCUGGGAUCUACCGGGAGCUCUGUAUAGAGUCUGUAAAAAACAAGUACGACUGUGAAAUCCAAGCAGCUUUCCAGCACUGGGAGAGUGAGAAGUUGCUAUUGUUUGAUACAGUGCAGAGUGAACUUGUGGAAAAGAUCAGGCGACUGGAGGAGGACAGGCACAGUAUAGACAUAACCUCAGAGCUCUGGAAAGAUGAGCUGCACUCAAGGAAGAACAAGAGGAAAGAUCCAUUUAGUCCAGACAAAAAGAAGCCAGUUGUUGUGUCAGAUAUCCUCUUUCAUCAUCUGAGUCUCAACAUAAAUGACAUUUCUUUAACAUCCGUACGACCAUAUAUUGUCUACAUGCUACAAGACUUGGAUAUACUGGAGGAUUGGACAGCAAUCAGAAAGGCUGUGGCUACUUUGGGACCUCACAGAGGUAAAACUGAUGUCCCCACCAAUAAGAAUGAAAAGUAUCAGCAUAAGGCUCGAUCAGAAGAGGGAAAGUUGAGUUAUGACGGAGAAUGGUACUGCCGUGGACAGACGAUAUGCAUCGACAAGAAAGAUGAAUUUCCCACAAGAGCCAUAAUUACCACAAUCAACCACGAUGAGGUUUGGUUCAAACGACUAGACGGCAGUAAAUCCAAGCUGUACAUCUCUCAGCUCCAGAAAGGCAAAUACACUAUCAAACACUCCUAAUUAUCAGGUCAACUUGCACCACUCCCUCUCCAAAGCUCAGGAGUUAUUCAAAGAUCCCCAUGGUGCCAUCUUCUGCCAAUUUCAAGUUUUCUAAUGAAUUCUGAAUUAAAUACUUAAAAUACAAUUUAUAUGAAAUACAAUUUUUUGUUAAUUUCAUGAGAUGGGUGUGGGUCCUCUAAAUAGUAUUGUGUGUGACUGUAGGUGUGAAUAUGACCAUGUUCCAAUGGCAUUUAUAUUGGGCAAGACAGACGGAUAUGAAGAACAUGAGUUUCCAGACUCUUUUUCUACAGGUUUGCCUUAACAGUAGCUCAAAGCAUUCAGAUGAAAAAAUGUACAGUAUAAUGGACUAACACUGCAAGAUCUAUAGAAAGUUACAUGGGACAUCAGUAUAGAUCAGUAUAUUAGCCUCUCGUGUACAUUGACAAGUAUCCAUUAUCUCUUGCCAUACCCAUCUCUGCCAGUUGUACUUUUUGUAAUUUAUGAUCAAUUCUUGGUACGGUACUGGUGAUGACUGUCUGUUUAACUUUAACACUUAUGUCUUACAUCUUCCAAUGCAGUAUUCAUUUGUUUCUUGCUGUCUGUCUUAAUGACAUUCCUACAUAGGGUUUUAAAAUUCUAGUAAUGUUCCCAAAAUUCCCAGGUUUUCCAGAUAACCCAGUUGAAAGUGUCCCAGAAUCAGAAGCGAAUAAGCAGGAAAUCCGCCCUAGAUUUCUGGAAAACCGGUGAAUUUUGGGAAAGUUACCAGAGCUCUGCAACCCUACCUGUACCUCACUUUGAGAUGCUGUGGGUUUGCUAGAAAGGAACCACUGUCUUAAUGUACAGAAUAAAAUGGGCCUGCAUGUUUUAUAUAAAUAAAGGGAAAAAUCUGUCUAUAAACUUUCUGUAUUUUUUAGAGACAAUACAUUUUCUGAGAAGAUCCAGUGAAAUGCACAUUACUUUUCUACACUUAUCUUUUACCAUAAUCUCAUGUCAUGUGUGCUUGAGGUCAGCAUCUAUGUCCAUAUUUCUACAACAGAGUAAAAAACAUAUCUUAAGCUGUUUUACUUGGGAUAAAGAUAUGCCCCUAAAUCACAGAACAGUUCGGAGAUUCCUGUCUUGUUUCAUGUAUAAAAGUUGCUGCAAUACCAUAAUUUGCCACAGCCAAUUUCUCCUACCUAAACAGCCAAGUGUUUUAUGAAAGCUUUUUUUUAACUUGCCCAAACACUACUGCCAAGACUAAAAUCAAUAUCUGAAAUGUGUAUUGAACUGUACUAAUGUGAAUGUUGUGUGGAAAUAAUAUGAACUGUUUUGUUUAAAAAAUAACAAAUUACUUGUAUGUUGUAUGCAAGGUUGCAGCAAGGAGUAGUCUGUUCUUGCCUUUUGGGAGAGUAUCAAUAUGAAUGUGGUGUUAAGUAUUUAGAUUUCAUCAUGACUGCCUGUAUGUUCAUAAACAUGAGAAAAUUUGACUAAACAAAAAGUAAACAUAGUGAAACAAUA